Mercenaria mercenaria is the source of this 6423-nucleotide messenger RNA. RefSeq names its product kielin/chordin-like protein. Gene Ontology annotation, molecular function: peptidase inhibitor activity; protein binding. NCBI's taxonomy places the organism in Eukaryota, Metazoa, Mollusca, Bivalvia, Venerida, Veneridae. The record is from RefSeq and is a predicted model, not a curated record. Gene Ontology annotation, cellular component: extracellular region. The coding region runs from base 62 to 5089 and encodes 1675 amino acids. The transcript is spliced from 40 exons. Gene Ontology annotation, biological process: antibacterial humoral response; innate immune response.
CCCAAUGUAUUGGGAUACUUGAAAUUUCUUUGCGUAUAUUUACAAUUUACAUAACAUUAAAAUGGAAUUAAGUUUUUAUUUUUCAUGUCUGUGUAUUUUUGUUUCUGUUAUAUAUGGACAACCAGCAGAUGUUUUACCAGCGAAAUGUGCAGGCAUCCAGUGUUCACCCCCGAAUUGUGCAGACACCUAUAUUCCAGAAGGGGAAUGCUGUCCUACUUGUCCUGGACCAGGAAGAUCAUGUAUGUAUCUUGGAAGAAGGUAUAGGGACGAAGAAAGCUUUAAACAAGAGUGUAAUACAUGUACGUGUAAUGAUGGAAAUGUUGGAUGUACAAAGAAGAAAUGCCCUGGGAGUAAACGAGGUAGAUGCCCACCCCCAAAACGCAUUGGUAUAUGUGUGGAUUUGUGUGCCAAUGACAAAAGCUGUCCACGCAGACAAAAAUGUUGCAGUAAUGGUUGCGGCCAUACCUGUCAAAGGCCGAUAAAAGAAGGAAAGCAAUGCACGUACAAAGGUGUUACGUACCAAGAUGGCGAAAGCUUUAAAGAUGAAUGUAACGACUGUAACUGUGAAAAUGGAGUCACUGGAUGUACAAAAAAGGCGUGCCCCGGCAAACCAGGUAGUUGUCCAAAGCCUGUUGGAGGCGGUAUUUGCGUUGAGAUGUGUUCCUCUGACUACAGUUGUCCUGGAGGCGAAAAGUGUUGCAGCAAUGGGUGUGGUCAAACUUGUAUGAAACCAAUAAGUGGUGGAAGACAAUGUGUGCACAAAGGUUCAUUCUAUCAAGAUGGUGAAAGUUUUAAAGAUGAAUGUAACACGUGUACUUGUACUGAUGGAAAGGCUGCAUGUACAUUAAUGGCAUGCCCUGGGAAACCGGGUACAUGCCCGAUACCUAUCGAUGCAGGUGGUGUCGGUGGCGGUAUCUGCAUGGAUAGCUGCUCCACCGACUACAAUUGUCCUAGCAAUGAGAAGUGUUGCAGCAGUGGAUGUGGCAAAACGUGUAUGCAACCAGCAGAUGCUGGCAGACCAGGACAAUGCCCAAAGCCUAUCGAAUUAGGUGGUGGUGUUUGUGUGGACACCUGUACUGAUGACUACAAUUGUUCUGUCGGAGAAAAGUGCUGCGGCAAUGGGUAUUGCAAAAAUUGUAUGAUUGCUAUAGAUAGUGGAGGACAAUGUGUGCAUAAAGGAAAAACAUAUCAAGAUGGUGAAACCUUUAUGGAUGAAUGUAAUACGUGUAACUGUAACAAUGGAGUAGCUGGAUGUACACGAAUGGCAUGCCCUGGCAGACCAGGAACUUGCCCAGUACCUAUGGUUGAUAGCGGUGGUAUUUGCGUUGAUACAUGUGACUCUGACUACAAUUGUCCGGCUGGUGAAAAGUGCUGUAGCAAUGGAUGUGGCCGAACUUGUAUGAAACCAGCAUAUGAUGGAGGACAGUGUGUGCAUAAAGGAAAAACAUAUCAAGAUGGUGAAACCUUUAUGGAUGAAUGUAAUACGUGUAACUGUAACAGUGGUAAAGCUGGAUGUACACGAAUGGCAUGCCCUGGCACACCAGGAAGGUGCCCGAAGCCUGUCGGAGGUGUUGUUGGUAUUUGCGUUGAUUCAUGUAGCUCUGACUACGAUUGUCCGACUGGUGAAAAGUGUUGCAGCAACGGGUGUGGCCAAACUUGUAUGAAACCAAUUGAUGGGGGAGGACAAUGUGUGCAUAAAGGAAAAACAUAUCAAGAUGGCGAAACUUUUAUGGAUGAAUGUAAUACGUGUAACUGUAACAAUGGAGUAGCCGGAUGUACACGAAUGGCAUGCCCUGGCACACCAGGAAGGUGCCCGAAGCCUGUCGGAGGUGUUGUUGGUAUUUGCGUUGAUUCAUGUAGCUCUGACUACGAUUGUCCGACUGGUGAAAAGUGUUGCAGCAACGGGUGUGGCCAAACUUGUAUGAAACCAAUUGAUGGGGGAGGACAAUGUGUGCAUAAAGGAAAAACAUAUCAAGAUGGCGAAACUUUUAUGGAUGAAUGUAAUAGGUGUAACUGUAACAAUGGAGUAGCCGGAUGUACACGAAUGGCAUGCCCUGGCACACCAGGAAGGUGCCCGAAGCCUGUCGGAGGUGUUGUUGGUAUUUGCGUUGAUUCAUGUAGCUCUGACUACGAUUGUCCGACUGGUGAAAAGUGUUGCAGCAACGGGUGUGGCCAAACUUGUAUGAAACCAAUUGAUGGGGGAGGACAAUGUGUGCAUAAAGGGAAAACAUAUCAAGAUGGCGAAACAUUUAUGGAUGAAUGUAAUAGGUGUAACUGUAACAAUGGAGUAGCCGGAUGUACACGAAUGGCAUGCCCUGGCACACCAGGAAGGUGCCCGAAGCCUGUCGGAGGUGUUGUUGGUAUUUGCGUUGAUUCAUGUAGCUCUGACUACGAUUGUCCGACUGGUGAAAAGUGUUGCAGCAACGGGUGUGGCCAAACUUGUAUGAAACCAAUUGAUGGGGGAAAACCAUGUUUUCACAAAGGACAAAGGUAUGAAGAUGGAGUUAGUUUCAAAGAUGAAUGCAACACGUGUAACUGUGAAAAUGGAAUUGCGGCAUGUACACAGAUGGCAUGCACUGGAAAACCAGGAAGAUGUCCAAAGCCUAUCGGGACUGGUGGCGCUAUGUGCAUAGCCAGCUGCAUCUCUGACUACAGUUGUCCUGCCGACGAAAAAUGCUGCGACGAUGGGUUCUGCCAAACUUGCAUGAAACCAAUAGAUAGUGGGAAAUCAUGUUUCCAUAAUGGGAAGGAAUAUCCAGAUGGUGAGAGUUUUAUGGACGACUGCAAUACGUGUAGGUGUAUCAAUGGAAAUGCUGGAUGUACAAGAAUGGCGUGUCCUGGUAGACCUGGAACUUGUCCAGUACCUAUGGUUGGUAGUGGCAGUGUUUGUGUUGACGAAUGCAACUCUGACUACGAGUGUCCUACUGGACAAAAGUGUUGCAACAACGGGUACUGUCAAGCUUGUAUGAAACCAGCAUAUGGUGGAAAACCAUGUUUUCACAAAGGAAAAAGGUAUGAAGAUGGUGUUAAUUUCAAAGAUGAAUGCAACACGUGUAACUGUGAAAAUGGAAUUGCGGCAUGUACACAGAUGGCAUGCACUGGAAAACCAGGAAGAUGUCCAAAGCCUAUCGGGACUGGUGGCGCCAUGUGCAUAGCCACCUGCACCUCUGACUACAGUUGUCCUGCCGACGAAAAGUGCUGCGACGAUGGGUUCUGUCAAACUUGUAUGAAACCAAUAGAUGGUGGGAAGUCAUGUUUUCAUAAUGGUAAUGAGUACCUAGACGGUGAGAGUUUCAUGGACGACUGCAAUACGUGUAGGUGUAUCAAUGGAAAUGCUGGAUGUACAAGAAUGGCGUGUCCAAAGAAAGAUUGCAUCUACAAUGGAAAUACGUACAGAGAUGGUGAAAAGUUCAAUGACAAAUGUAACGAAUGUGUCUGUGUAAACGGAAAUGCUAAAUGCACAUAUAAGUCUUGUCCCGAGGAAAAACCUGGAAGAUGCCCGCCUGCAAUGUCAGUUGGUAGUUGUGUGCAUAUAUGUACGACCGAUUGGAGUUGUAGUGGUAGACAAAAAUGCUGUAGCAAUGGGUGUGGCACGUUAUGUAUGCCACCUACCAACGGAGGAAGAUCUUGCUACAGUAAUGGUAGAACCUAUAGUGACGGAGAAACUUUUAAAGAUGAUUGUAACACCUGCACAUGUACUGACGGAAAGGCUGCGUGUACUUUAAUGGCAUGCCCGGGAAAACCGUGUAUGUAUAACGGAAGAAGGUACAGAGAUGGCGAACAGUUUAAACAGGACUGUAACACGUGUACGUGUAGUGACGGUCAAGCCGCGUGCACACAAAUGGCAUGUUAUGAUGAAAGACCGGGUCAGUGUCCUGCGCCUGUUGGAACCGGUUACUGUAUACACAGAUGUACAACUGACUUAAGUUGUGAAAGGGGGAAGAAAUGUUGCAGUAAUGGAUGUGGUACCGAGUGCAUGCUGCCUGUCAUUGGAGGAGGAUGUAUUCACAAUGGUGUUAAGUACAGGGAUGGUGAAACUUUUAAGGAUGACUGUAACACGUGUAAAUGCUCUGGCGGGAAAGCUGCAUGUACAUUGAUGGCUUGUCCGAAAGAUAAACCAGGCACAUGUCCAGCACCCAUUGGGGACCUUAGUAAUUGCGUAGAUGAAUGUAGCGACGAUUUCAGUUGUACCGGAGUACAGAAAUGUUGCAGCAAUGGUUGUGCUAGAGUCUGCACAAUGCCAGAAAGUUCAGGAAAACCAUGUUUUGCUAAUAAUGGAACAAGGUAUGAACACGGAGAAACUUUUAAGGACGAGUGCAAUACGUGCACCUGUAGGAAUGGAAAUGCUGCGUGCACGCUAAUGGCUUGUCCAAACAGACCAUGUUACCAUGAGGGAAGGUUUCUCCCCCACGGCGACAGUUUCAAGGACGAAUGCAACACAUGUGUUUGUACGAAUGGAAGGCUAGCAUGUACUUACAUGACUUGUGGAAAAUCGUGCGUGCACAAUGGGAAAACUUACGAGGAUGGUAAAGGAUUUAAAGACAGCUGUAACACAUGUCUUUGUAGAAACGGAACUGUUAGCUGUACACUUCUGGACUGCUCCGGUGCCAAACCAGGCACCUGUCCGCGUCGUCAGCUUUUCCAGCCAUGUAACAACCGAUGUUACAAUGACAGAGGAUGCCAGGGAAAUAAAAAAUGCUGUAGUAACUGGUGUGGUUAUACCUGUAUGAAUCCCGUAGGGGGAGACAAUUGUGCUAGUGUAACAUGCCCGACAAUAGAAUGUACCGAACCAAAUAAACCACAUACCCUUCCUGGUUACUGUUGUCCAGUCUGCCGACCACCAAUUGGUACGAAACCUGGCAGUUGCCCACGUCGGCCUAGUGGAUGGUUAUGUAAAGAUCUGUGCCGGUCAGAUUUCAAUUGUCCUGGCCAGCAGAAAUGCUGUAGUCAUAGAUGCGGCAAGUCCUGUGAGCGGCCAAGGUUUGAUCGCUGUGCGGAUAUAUCAUGUCCCCCACUGAGAUGCAUGCGUCAGUUUAGACCUCCUGGUCGGUGCUGUCCAGUUUGCCGCCGAGGACGAGGACGGGAUUAGUUUGAGGAAACAAUAGUAUUUGAUAGGAAAACGGCGCCAACCUGCCACAGCGGAACAAAAAGAAAUUCUAAUUUAAAAAUAGAUGCCGUAAAAGCAACCAUACACAAAUUGCUUCUUUUUAGAAGUUAGCAUUAACAUGUGUAAUGUCUUUCCAUAUUUUUCAAAAUUGUAUAUACAAGAUGGUUAACCUGUUUACUGUUCAAUUAUUCACUUACAAAUAUAUGUGUGAAUGCUAUUAAAUUGACUGUUUAUAAAACCUUUUAAAGUUUUUUUUAAAUGAAAAUAACGUAUUUUGUGAAGUUUCGGAUAGGUGAUCGUAGGAUGUAAUCAACUUCCGAUACCGAUGUGUGAUCGUAAGCUGUAAUCAACUGUAUCAACUGUUUCUAUACGUUUUUGAUAACCGUAUAUGAUCGUAAUAUGUAAUCAACUGUUCUCUGUUAUGUUGUUAAUAAAUAUUGACAUGAAGGUAAAGAAAACUUUACUGAGAUAGUUGACAUUCCAUUGAUUAUUCUUAUGUCAUUUUUAAGCUAGCUUGAUGUUAGUAUUUUUGUUAAUCUUGUUUAAAACCAACAGUGAAAACUUAUUUAUUGUCUUUAAUGGUAAUGUAUUGCUUUUCUCUAAAAGUUAGUUUUACUUAAAAUGUGACUUUAAGUUAAAAGUAAUCUUAAAUACAUCUAUAAGAAAGAAACCAUUCUGUAAACAUACAAAGCAAUGCAUCAAAUUUGAUUCAAAUUAUCUGAAUCUGAUCACGAGUGCAACACGUUUCAGCACCUAGAACCGGCCUCAGCGGCACGCCGUAAUACAGAUACAUUGAACUGGCCCUAAUACCCCGAACGGACAAUUAUUACAACAAAACUUGGUCCAAGUAUGGGAUGCUUUGCCUUCUGAUGGUACUAUGAAAGGCAGCUGUUGUGUAUAGAAGACUGUUAGGCAAUAAGCAUGGCACAUCGGCCGUGGUGGUUAAUAAAGUUACUGUGUUUUUACCGGCAUAGAAAUAAUCUAGAUUUAUGUAAAUGUUUUAUGUUGUUGGUUUUUUUUCGCUUAUUUGAAUGUCAGUUGUCAUUUUUAUGUAUACAGAAUAACGAUAUGAAAUUAUUAUCGGGAUGUAUUCAUUUGAAAAUGUUCAUUACUAGGGAAAUUAUUUACUUCAUGCAAUAAUUUUCAUAUUAAUGUCAUUUCACAAGUUGUACAUAUGUAAGUACGUACUUUUUUGUUCACAACUGAAACAAUCCUACAUACAUGUAAGGAAAUGGCAUAUCAUUAUAUAAUUUCUGGAUGGUUUGAUAUCAAUAUAUUAAUUAAAGUCUGGAAAUAAAGUAAACGCUUUCCUAAUA